This is a messenger RNA of Staurois parvus, 702 nucleotides long. The record is from the annotation of a GenBank genome assembly. NCBI's taxonomy places the organism in Eukaryota, Metazoa, Chordata, Amphibia, Anura, Ranidae.
CCAGUCCUGUCCAGUGCUUUGGCUAACAUUUUUAGCAAGUGGGACCUGCCAGUUUUUACGCUGCCUUUCAAUAUUGCUGUUUGCUUGCACUUGGCUGCCACCGGCCCCUACAAUGAAUUCUUCCCCACUGUGGACUUUCGGCCUACAGGUGUCGUCCCAAACAUGUCCUGGUCUGACGUCGACAUACCACAGUUGCUGAAAGCUGUGCCAGUUGGUGUGGGGCAAGUAUACGGGUGUGAUAAUCCAUGGAGCGGUGGCAUCAUGCUGGUCGGUCUCUUCAUUUCCUCCCCAAUCAUUUGCAUGCACGCUGCUAUUGGAUCAGCAAUGGGGAUGCUUGCAGGGCUAAGCAUUGCUGCACCGUUUAAGACCAUCUAUUUUGGACUGUGGGGCUAUAACUCGGUGCUCGGCUGUAUCGCAGUGGGAGGGAUGUUCUACGCUUUCACCUGGCAGUCCCACCUGCUGGCCAUUGCUUGUGCUUUGAUGUGUGCCUACCUAGGAGCAGCAUUGGCUAAUGUGAUGGCAGUGGUUGGGUUGCCAUCUUGUACUUGGCCGUUCUGCCUGACGACACUCACGUUUGUCCUACUAACCACGAACAAUCCUGGCAUUUACAAACUGCCUCUGUCUAAAGUCACCUAUCCCGAGGCCAACAGAAUCUACUAUCUCAACCUGAAGAAGGAAAAAAAGGAACAGUGUGAUGCCUAA